AUGAGUUACAAUCAUUUAUUCAAGGUUAGUUUUUUUUCUUUCAAAACUAGUGGGAUUAGGGAACUCCCGGAGAAUUUUUUUGAAGCCAAAAAAUUUUUUUUUAUUUUUUUAAAUUUCACAUUGUCUUGAAAUUAUAUUUCCGAAAAAAAUACUGAUUUUUUCCAAGUUAAUUUGAGAUUUUAAAAUUAUUGUUUUCAAAUACUGAAAGAAAACACAUUGUUUAUUUUCCUGCAAGAGAAUUUCGAAAUCUUCAAAUCAUUUCAACAUUUUUUUCACUAAAAAUCAAUAAUCCCAAAAAUAUUUCAAAAGUAAAAAAAAAUCAUUUCUCCAUCUCCAGUAGUAGCUCAUCUAAUAUUGACACAACGCCCCAAAAUAUACUGUUUCAAUCGAAUUGUCAAAUAAAAUGCAUUUUGUAGUUUUCCACAAAAAUAAAUUUUCCGCUUUCGAAGAACCUUUUUGUAUACAUACAUUCAUACAAAAAGGGUAACUUUCACUCUUUUCAAAAAGGAGUUAUAAUAACUGCAAAAUCCUCGAGGGACCCAUUUUUCGUCGUCUUGUCGAAAUUGUUUUUUUUCGCCUUAAAUGAACGAAAAGAAAUAAUGGGAAGCAAUCAAAAAUGAAUAGUAAUUGUAAAAAACAAUAAUAAUAAUAAUAAUUACAUGGGACAUUGCUUUAAUCGGAUUAAGGCUAAGUAGCCUUUCCCCACCUGUACACAUAAAUAAAUUCAAAAAAAAAAUUCUUUUUGCAGAUCGUUGUUGUUGGGGAUCAUAACUGUGGAAAAUCAUGCAUAUUAUUGAGAUUUGCUGAAAACAAUUUUCGAGUUGAUCAUAUAAGUACACUUGGUGUGGAUUUCAAGUUGAAAACAAUCAAACUUGGAAGAGAUAAGGUACUUGACUUUUUUCUCUCUUUCAAAUAAAAAACUAUACUGUAUUUUAUUGUAGAUCAGAUUAGAAUUAUGGGAUACUGCUGGAAUGGAAAGAUAUCGAACAAUCUAUAAUUCAUAUUAUCAUUCUGCACACGGUGUAAUGUGUGUCUAUGAUAUGACGAAUGAAAAAAGUUUCGAAAAUUUGGAAAAAUAUUGGUUGAAUGAAAUCAAACAACAUGCACCACAAAAUGCCGUGUUGAUGUUGGUUGGAAAUAAAGCCGAUUUGGACAAAGAGAGAAAGGUUUGUACUUUUGGGCAAAAAUUGUAAUCAAGGUUGUAUUGACAUAUUUUUAAUAAUAAAAAAAAUAAAAAACCUAUUCAAACCUACAUUUAUUUAUUCAUAAUCGAAGUAAGCCUUUAUUAUUCUACAGGUGUUCAAUGUUCUUGUGACUAAACACAGCUGUUUUUUCCAUUAAUCUAUGUUUUCUAAAAAAAAACCCGAAAAAAUCCAUCUUCCAACACACUCAACAUUAAUGAUUCAUCAUUUUUCAUUUUUUUCCUCGCCGUAAAAGGGCAUUAUUUUGUAUAUAUUUUUUGCAGUCUGGGUGAAAUUCGAAACGCUCACAGAUAAAUAGGAUAGGGUUCCAAAAAAAGGUCGUCCUUCAAUCCUAUUAGCCCAAAUUACAUAAUGGUCUUCUUCUCCUUCUUCCUAGUAUUUUUCGUCUUCUUCGUUUUUCUCGUAACCUUUCUCUCGGUGUUUUGCAUAAAUGUACAUAUUUGUACAAAACAAAAACAAAUAUGGGUUAGGCUUUGUGUUAUAUUUACAAGGAACACAUUUUUGAGGAAACGAAAGGAAAAGGGGUCGGAGUUCGUACUUGAAGCAAAAUCAUUUGUCUAUUUGCUCAAUGUGUGAUUGGAAUUUUAUAUAAAUAUGAGCUUUUGAUUUGUUCACUGAUGUACGAUUACACUGUGUGAAAAAAAUGAUACGAUUUAUUAUGAUAAAAAUUUUGGAUGUGAAAAAUUGAGGCUGGGAAAAGUGUAACAAAAUUGUGAAACAGUAUUUUAAAAUAAAAAUUUUCAAGGAAAAAAGGGAGGAUGAGAAGAAAACAAAUUAUAUCUUGAAAAACAUACGGUUCACCUUUGGAAUUUUGGGAACUUACAAUUAGUUCAGAUUCUGAAUCUUUUUUUUUCUGAAAAUAAUACGCAAGAAUCAUCUGAUAAAAUAAAAUUAGAAAUCUACGACCAGAAUUUUUCGUUUUGAAAAUAUUCCAUGAAAGUUUUCCAGCAAUUUUUUUUUCCAAAACUAUUUCCAAAUAUCCACCACAAGUCAUUACAAUUUUCUGAAUUACCCUAAUUUUUUCAGGUUGAUUUCGAUCGCGCCGAACGUCUCGCUUCACGUCUUGGUGUCUCCUUAUACGAAGUUUCUGCAAAAACGGGUAAGUGCAAUAUUUCAUAUUGUAUGUAAUUCUACACGAUUCUUCAAUUAUUCAUAAGAUGGACCAAUAUAUAUGAAGAUUAGCUUUUUCUUUUUUUUUUAAUACCAAAAAAGAGUCCACAAAAAGAAUAAUUUGAUGUUUUAUCUUUUAGGUAUCAAUUGUGAAGAAGCUUUCCAUACAUUGACAGCAGCAAUGCGUGAAAGGUUAACAGCUGGAAGUAUGCACUCGGAUGAUUCGGACGACAAUGAGGUUAGCACUUUUCGUUGGCUUGUUUGAAAAAGGAAAAUCAGAAAAUCAGAAAAAAAAGAAUGAGCGAAAUCUUGUCACGCAAUAACAACAUCUUUUGUUCGCUUUGACACUUACUUAAAAUGCAAUUUAUGCUCUUUUUCGCCUUUUUUUGUAUGUUUGCAAAAUGCUUGAGAGGGUUCUUGAAGACGCAAAAUAUUGAGAUUUUUUUGUGAUGAAUGUUUUUAGCGCGUAAAACUGAUUAAUGGGUGUAUGAAUUGGAAAUAUGAGGGAAAAUGUGGCGAUUUUUGAUCGGAAAUUUGAAAAUCUGGCUUUUUGAUUGAUCAUGGGAAAUGAGUUUUGAAAAAAAAAUGUGCUCGGACAUCGUAGAGAGAGAGGAAACAAAAUGAAUUCCUUGAAAAUAAUUAUUUUUAACGAAAACUUUAAUUUAAUUUAUUCAUUUUUUUUUCAAAUUUCUAAACUUUUCAAGUUUUUUCAACGCUUAAAAUAGAGAAUCAACGGAAAUUAAAUCGUAAAGAUUAACUCGAAAAGUAUAUGUUUUCAAUUAAUAAGGACUGUAUAGGAAACUCAUAAGUAAACCAUGUUUCAAACAAAAAUUUAUUUUUUUUCAGGAAUUCGCAUCAGCUUUCCACGUCGACGGAGUCAUCAGAAAUGAAAAAUCAAAAAUGGGCGGAUGUUGCUCAAGCGGCCCAGAACCAGCCUUUGUUUGA
Molecule: messenger RNA, 3257 nt
Organism: Caenorhabditis angaria
Lineage: Eukaryota; Metazoa; Nematoda; Chromadorea; Rhabditida; Rhabditidae
Source: the annotation of a GenBank genome assembly